AUGCGAUAAUCUUUGAAAAAAAGAAAAAGAGAAAGAAAAGGAAAUCAUUCUAGCUUAAUUUUCUCUAUAGCCAAACAGAAAAAAAUAGUUUCUUUUUCUAUUUUUCUCCAAUUGUAGCCUGAAAAUGGGAGUUCAAGAAAUGGACCCGCUAACCCAAUUAAGCUUACCUCCGGGUUUCCGGUUCUACCCGACGGAUGAAGAGCUUUUAGUGCAAUACUUGUGUAGGAAAGUUGCUGGUCAUCAAUUUUCAUUACAAAUCAUUGGUGAAAUUGAUUUGUACAAGUUUGAUCCAUGGGUUUUACCAAGCAAAGCCAUAUUUGGCGAGAAAGAAUGGUACUUCUUCAGUCCUAGAGACAGAAAAUACCCGAACGGAUCUCGACCCAAUAGAGUCGCGGGUUCGGGUUACUGGAAGGCAACUGGUACUGAUAAAGUCAUCACUACAGAAGGGCGUAAAGUUGGAAUCAAGAAAGCUCUUGUUUUUUACGUUGGUAAAGCUCCUAAAGGAACUAAAACUAAUUGGAUCAUGCAUGAGUAUCGCCUCCUGGAAUCUUCGCGGAAAAAUGGAAGUACAAAGCUUGAUGAUUGGGUUUUAUGUCGGAUAUAUAAGAAAAAUUCGGGUGCACAAAAACCCAUGACAAGCUUUCCUUCAAGUAAAGAACAUAGCAAUAAUGGUUCAUCUUCAUCUUCAUCUUCUCAUCUUGAUGAUGUUUUGGACUCUUUAACUGAAAUCGAUGACCAUUUCUUUGCUUUGCCUACUGCCAAAACAAUGCAACCCGACGAUAAAAUCAACAUCAACAAUCUGGGCUCGGGUAAUUUUGACUGGGCGACUCUUGCCGGGUUGAACUCGGUCUCUGAACUCGCUACGGCUCAGCAAGCUCAGUCUCAGACCCAAGGGCUGAUGAAUUAUACUCAAAAUGGUGAUGACCUUUAUGUCCCUUCGUUCCAACAGCAUAUCGGACAUGUGGAUAUAAAGAUGGAAGAAGAGGUUCAAAGCGGAGUAAGAACUCACCGAGCCGAUAGCUCCCGUUUUCUUCAACAAACCUCGAGCGUGUUGACUCAGAACUUGUCCAACUCGUUUGACCCGUAUGGGUUUAGAUACUCGGCCCAACCGGGUAGUGGGUUCGGGUUUAGGCAGUGAGAACAGAAUUUAGGAGUGCAUCUCUAAUAUUCUUUUUUUCUUUUCCUGAAAGGGAAGGCAUGAGGAGGGCAUUUCUGUAAAUAUUUGGGAUUCUUUGGGGCUAACUUUUUGGUUUGGAUACCAAAAAGAGGAAAAAAGUUGAGAAAUGGGGAGCUUAUAAUUUUGGAUUAGAUUCAAUGACAAUUGUACAAUUUAAUCUCAGAAUUAAGAUAGGAUAUUAUAUAAUUUUUAUACCAA
Ricinus communis (castor bean) is the source of this 1375-nucleotide messenger RNA. RefSeq names its product NAC domain-containing protein JA2L. The record is from RefSeq and is a predicted model, not a curated record. Gene Ontology annotation, biological process: regulation of DNA-templated transcription. Lineage: Eukaryota; Viridiplantae; Streptophyta; Magnoliopsida; Malpighiales; Euphorbiaceae. Bases 125 to 1138 code for a protein of 337 amino acids. Gene Ontology annotation, molecular function: DNA binding. The transcript has 3 exons.